AUGAUUUCGGAGGACCUCCCUGAUGUCACUUCCUCCCACCUAAUCCCUGCCGCGGAAGAGAAAAACAGAGGGAGGGACUCGACAAGUGAAGUCCGGUGUGAAAAAUGUGCCCGGGUACACUGCAGCAGCACAGCCAGAAGCCCGGCUCCUUUGGAUGAAGUCACCUCCACUUCGGAGUUUGUGUGCCUGGAUCAAACCUGCUACUCUGUAUCCUGGGAAAAGAAGCGCUUCGCUAAAGCAAAGACUGUAUGCGAAGCCCGGAAAGGGCAGCUGAUGACAGUGCAGAACUCCGUGCAGGCAGAAGUCAUCUCUUUAUUUGUGUCCAAAGCAGAGAAGGAUGUCAGAGUUUGGAUAGGACUGGAACAGCCCUUUAGGAACAAAUGCACAGAUGUGUUCCAGCCUUUAAAAGGCUUUAAAUGGGUGAGUGGAGACAGUGACACAGAUUACACCAACUGGAGGAAUGCUGAUGUCAAUAGAUGUGGUGCCCUUUGUGUCACUGUGCACAAGGAUGGCACUUGGGAAGAGACUGACUGUGAUUUCAAGGCUGAUGGUUACUUGUGUGAAUUAAAUUAUCUCGAUUCAUGCAGACCGCUUAACCUGCCCGAAGAGUUGAAUAUCACUUAUUCCCACACGUCCCUUGGUCUGGGCCGCAGUGGGGGCCCCGUCUUCCCCCUAGGCACCAAUGCCCAUAUAUCCAUGCUCCAGGACUCUCUGCUCUGUGCCAGCGAAGGAGAUGGGCAAGUGCAAUGGAAGCGUCUAACCCCAGGACCCUGGGAUUGCAGUAUAGAGAAUGGGGGUUGUGAGAAUGAUUGUAUGGUGGAAGACGGCACCCCAAAAUGUACAUGCCCCCCGGACACAAAGCUAAAAGAAGAUAACAGGACUUGUGCUAAACCAUGUGAUCCCAACCCCUGUAGUCAGCUUUGUAUUACAAUAUCGGAGUCACCGGGCUUCAUCUGUAUGUGCCAAGAGGGGUAUGAACUUGUAGAUGAUGGAAGUACCUGUAUAGAUAUUGAUGAUUGUGCAGUCAACCCCAAUAUCUGUGAUCAUCAUUGCACCAACACUAUUGGCAGCUUUGUCUGUGGCUGCAAACCUGGACUGGAGCUGGUGACUGAUCCUGAUUGUGAUAACCCUGAUGGAUGUCCAUCAGAAUGUGUGGACAUCAAUGAGUGUGAAAGCCCAUUUACCCUAUGUGAGCACGACUGUGAAAACUUUGAUGGGGGCUACAGAUGCUUCUGCUUUGAAGGCUUUGUGGUGGAUGACAAAUUCACCACCAAGUGCAAAAGAUUCUGCAACACCUCUUUCUGUGAGGCUGAGUGUGAUAUCAAUGACAUAAACAAAUGUGAGUGUCCAGAGGGUUACAUAGUGGAUCAGAAUGAUGAAGGUAAGGCAAUCUGCACUGAUUUAGAUGAAUGUGAGAAUAACCCCUGUGAUGGCAACUGUACCAAUUUAUUUGGGUCAUUUGACUGUACCUGUCCAGAGGGCUUCAUAGUCUACGAUUCUGAAUGCAAAUCUACAGAGGAAGGUUCAGGUAUGCCUGAAACAACCACUGCCAAACGACCUUUUGAGACACCACCAACAAAGCCACCUCCACCCGAUAUCCACAGCCUACAGCCGGCCAUGUUGCUAGGGAUAUGCAUUGGAGUUAUAUCCAUGUUAACUGUUCUGAUAGCAAUUCUGUGCCAUAUGCUCAGGAAGCACUACAUGGAGCAGCAUGCCUUGGACUACAAGACGACAAACACUGAGAAGGAUGUAAGACUGCAACAAGUGAAAACAGAUCCACAGAGGAAACUUUAGUGCUGCAAUGUCAUACACUGUUCAUCUGCAGAACA
This is a messenger RNA of Nanorana parkeri, 1829 nucleotides long. RefSeq names its product thrombomodulin (gene THBD). Gene Ontology annotation, biological process: cell migration. NCBI's taxonomy places the organism in Eukaryota, Metazoa, Chordata, Amphibia, Anura, Dicroglossidae. The transcript has 3 exons. The record is from RefSeq and is a predicted model, not a curated record. Bases 1 to 1794 code for a protein of 597 amino acids. Gene Ontology annotation, cellular component: membrane; extracellular matrix; external side of plasma membrane. Gene Ontology annotation, molecular function: transmembrane signaling receptor activity; extracellular matrix binding; extracellular matrix protein binding.